CUGUCAUCCUUUCAUUCCUUCUCGUCAGCGAGAGGCCUCUCAAAUACCCAUAUAAAAUUCGAGUAGAUCUUACCAAUAGUUGCUUUCAAUCCUAUUAACCUUUUACAAAAAAGUAAACAGAAACCUGUCAUCGUGAUAUUCUAGAUAUUGGGAACCUACUUCACGCCAAAUAUGUCAAGCCAAGAUUACUACGGCGGUGGUGGUGGUGGUUAUCCACCAUCCCAUAACCAAUACCCGCCCCAAAACUACAACCAUCAGCAGCAACAGUACCCGGGCCAGAGUCCUCCUCCAAACCAGUACCAGCCCCAAGGCUGGAGUCACGACAACAGUCAAUACGGCGGACAGCAGUACGGUGGACCGCCACCGUCACAUACGCCGAACUCUUACGGAUCGCCGCCUCCGGGUCAGUACUCGCCUUAUCCGCCGCAACAACAACCUUACGGUGCACCCCCACCACAAGGAAGCCCUUCCCCUUACCCCGGCGGCCCGCCCCCUUACGACAAUCGUUCCGGCUCGGCGCAGGGCCAAGGCUACCCAUCGCAGGGUUACCCGAAUCAAUACCCUCCUCAGCAACAACACCAACAACACCAACAACCGCCGUACCAGCAGCAGCAACAGCACCAACAGUACCCACCCGGACAACAAGGUGGCGACUAUCAGCACGAUCCCAAUACCGGUGAUAGGGGGCUAGGGUCAUUAGUAGGAGGCGUACUUGGGGGUAAGAAAGGCAGUACCCCACUAGCAGCCAUAGGCGCAGCAGCCGCCGCGCAUUACCUUGGCGGUUCUUCCCACGGAGGCAGCCAGGGCGGUCACGGAGGUGGAUACGGAGGAGGUCAUGGCGGAGGGGGCAUGGGUAUGGCCUCGGCAUUCGCUCCCGCUGCUGCAUUUGCUGGCGCCUAUGGUGGCAGUAAGAUGCACAAGAAGGACAAGAAACAUAAAAAGGAUAAGAAGCACAAGAGCCGCAGCCGCAGCAGCAGUUCGAGCAGUGGAAGUAGCCGGAGCAGCUAGGUAAAGCCAAUAGGUGGCUUACCGCGUGGAUAUGAGAUAUUACUGAACGAGGGGAUCACGAUUUCGUGACGAUGAAUUAGAUUCAAGCUUUAGGAUCUAGGCCAUCUAGAGACCCUAGGUCUAUCAUCAUCAUCAUCACACUUCCAUAUAAUGCUUC
Molecule: messenger RNA, 1165 nt
Organism: Daldinia vernicosa
Lineage: Eukaryota; Fungi; Ascomycota; Sordariomycetes; Xylariales; Hypoxylaceae
Exons: 1
Coding region: 172-1008 (278 amino acids)
Source: RefSeq, a predicted model, not a curated record